Messenger RNA from Pseudophryne corroboree (corroboree frog), 7280 nucleotides. RefSeq names its product protein phosphatase 2 regulatory subunit B'gamma (gene PPP2R5C). NCBI's taxonomy places the organism in Eukaryota, Metazoa, Chordata, Amphibia, Anura, Myobatrachidae. The coding region runs from base 132 to 1856 and encodes 574 amino acids. Gene Ontology annotation, biological process: signal transduction; protein dephosphorylation. Gene Ontology annotation, molecular function: protein phosphatase activator activity. Gene Ontology annotation, cellular component: protein phosphatase type 2A complex; nucleus; cytosol. The record is from RefSeq and is a predicted model, not a curated record. The transcript has 16 exons.
CAGCCAGUAGGAGCCGCGGCCGCUGGAGGUGAGGCGCUGCGGCAGCGGCCUGGGCAGAGCUGGCAGAGAGGCGGUCGGGGGAGGGGUCAGCAGCAGCAGCCGGAGCAGCGGCCGUCACCAGCGCCGGCGCCAUGCCGAAUAAAAGCAAGAAGGAGAAAGAUCCUCCAAAAGCUGGAAAAAGUGGAAAAGAAGGGCAAGAAAAUCCUGAACAUGACGUCUCCAUCAAGAAAGUGAACAAUGUCCCCCCACCAGCUCAGGUAUCAAAGAUCAAGUUACCCACCCCCCAGGCUGUUGUGAAGAAAGAGAGGCGGCAGAGUUCCUCCAGAUUUAACGUCAGCAAUAACCGGGAACUGCAGAAGUUACCAGCGCUUAAAGAUGUUCCUCCAGCCGAGCAAGAAAAGUUAUUUGUCCAGAAGCUGCGCCAGUGCUGUGUCCUAUUUGACUUUGUUUCGGACCCGUUAAGUGACCUGAAAUGGAAGGAGGUGAAACGGGCGGCCCUGAGCGAGAUGGUAGAAUAUAUAACGCACAAUCGCAAUGUCAUCACAGAGCCCAUCUACCCAGAGGUCGUCCACAUGUUUGCCGUGAACAUGUUCCGGACGCUGCCGCCAUCUUCCAAUCCUACAGGUGCUGAGUUUGACCCAGAGGAAGAUGAGCCAACGUUAGAGGCGGCCUGGCCACAUUUGCAGCUGGUAUACGAGUUCUUCUUGCGGUUCCUGGAGUCUCCGGAUUUCCAACCCAAUGUGGCCAAGAAGUAUAUUGAUCAGAAGUUUGUUCUGCAGCUGUUGGAGCUCUUUGACAGUGAAGACCCCAGAGAGAGAGACUUCCUGAAGACGACUCUGCACCGGAUCUACGGGAAGUUUUUAGGCCUCCGAGCCUACAUCAGGAAACAAAUCAAUAAUAUAUUUUAUAGGUUUAUUUAUGAAACAGAACACCACAACGGCAUAGCUGAGCUUCUGGAAAUCCUCGGCAGUAUAAUUAAUGGAUUUGCCUUACCAUUAAAGGAAGAGCACAAGAUAUUCUUAUUGAAGGUGUUAUUACCAUUGCACAAAGUGAAGUCGCUCAGUGUCUACCAUCCGCAGCUGGCAUAUUGUGUAGUUCAGUUCUUAGAGAAGGACAGUACCCUUACCGAACCAGUGGUCAUGGCGCUGCUGAAGUAUUGGCCGAAGACGCACAGUCCUAAGGAAGUUAUGUUUCUGAAUGAGCUAGAGGAAAUUCUAGAUGUCAUAGAGCCGUCCGAGUUUGUGAAGGUCAUGGAACCACUUUUCCGACAGCUAGCCAAGUGCGUCUCCAGCCCACACUUCCAGGUGGCGGAGAGAGCCUUGUACUAUUGGAAUAAUGAGUAUAUCAUGAGCUUAAUCAGUGAUAAUGCAGCUAAAAUCCUUCCCAUUAUGUUCCCAUCCUUGUACCGAAACUCCAAGACACAUUGGAACAAGACAAUACAUGGUCUGAUAUAUAAUGCGCUCAAAUUGUUUAUGGAGAUGAACCAAAAAUUAUUUGAUGAUUGCACUCAACAGUUCAAGGCUGAGAAACAAAAGGAGAAGCUGAAACUGAAGGAAAGAGAAGAAGCCUGGGGUAAAAUUGAAAACCUAGCCAAAUCCAACCCCGAGUUCCCUAUGUAUACUGACACCUCCGCUCUGAACAGUCCGGUGGCUAUGGAAACAGAUGGACCCUUACUUGAAGAUGUACAGAUGCUUAAAAAGACAGUGAGGGAAGAGGCAUCUCAGGCUCAGAAAGAAGUGAAGAAGGAAAGACCUCUUGUGCGACGCAAGUCGGAAUUGCCUCAGGACAUCUAUACCAUGAAAGCCUUGGAAUCUCACUGCAGAGCUGACGAUUUAAUAACACACGACGGGCAUUAGACUAUGACAGUGACGUCUUGUUCUGUGGAUUUUCUUUCCGGAAGCAGUUACACAUUAGAGAGAGAACAUGACACUUGUGCCAUACUAACCUGUUACAUGCAGUCAGAGCUUUCUUCCACCCUCUUCUGUAGGCAAUAACGUUAUUACAGGACAGCCUAAGGGUGGACGUUCAAACAAUGGUACAAAGGAAACCCUGUAUCCUGUCUGUAGAAUGUGGGUGGCAUCUUUCUCGUUGGCCUUACCAGCGGCUGGUUACUGGCACACAGCCAGCCAUGCAGGUGACACUGGUGCUUCAUACCGGUCUAUGUACUUACCUUUCAGUCCUCUUUCCUAAGCGGUGUGUCUGGUAUACUUUCAGCAUGUGCUGCGGGACCUCUCUCUGCCAUAAGAGAUUCCUUGUUUUCUCCUGCUCACUUGUGUACAUUGGUUUUGCCUGGGACAAGCUCCAUAUACUGUUGAAGUUUGUCUUGUAUUGAAAGCCAUAUUCCCAUCUUUUAGUAUUACAGUACCAAUCUAUCUGCACUAACAGACCCUUGUAUCACCAUCGGAUCCAACAACGGAAGGCGUAAUGGAGAAACUGGUGUAUAAAAAAAGAUGUUCUUUAAAUAAAAUAUUGUUUCCCUUUUAGUCUCGUUCCUGGGUGUGGUUGCUGCUCAGUUGUCCAUCUGUGUGUUCUGCGUAAGCUGCGGACUGCUUGUUAGUGUGUGGCGGCUUGUCCUGCAGGAAGAUCAAUAGUCUAGUACAAUAAUAAUAAGAAUGGCCUGUCCAUAAUGGCAGCAGCUCUCUAGUGUGAGUAAAUGCAUUUAUUCUAAAGUUGUAUUUUAGAUGCGCAUUCUGUGGAAGCCAAACUCGCCAGUCACUUUGUAAAUACGUCCAAAUUGCUGUUUGACUGUAGAUGCUACUCUUCAUCCAUGAAGGUCACAUAGAAAGUCAGACUUACCCCCUCACCCAGGGUGUUUUGGUGUAAUAUGCCUAUUUGGGCCUUACUAGGGUUUUGUUUUCUUCCGAAAGUCCUAUAAGUCAGUAUUAGACCUCAGAAAAUACUUUAUCAUGACACCUACGUGUGUGCUUACAGUAAAUAUUAUAAUCGUCAAACAUUUUCUCCUAUUGCAGGAAAUGACUGGCUGUGAUGUUCCUGGGUAGUGUCCUGGUCCCCUACUUGAUUGUAGAGUGGAGAUGUAGGGAGGAACGGGUUCCCUGCUUGGCUGUAGUAGGGAGGAACGGGUUCCCUGCUUGGCUGUAGGGAGUAACCGGUUCCCCUGCUGGUCUGCAGUGCGGAGAUGUAGGGACAAACUGGUUCCCUGCUUGGCUGUAGUGGGGAGAUGUAGGGAGGAACUGGUUCCCGGCUUGGCUGUAGUGGGGAGAUGUAGGGAGGAACUGGUUCCCGGCUUGGCUGUAGUUGGGAGAUAUAGGGGGGAACUGGUCCUCUGUAUGCUGUAGUAGGGAGGGACUGGUUCCCUGCUUGGCUGUAGUGGGGAGAUGUAGGGAGGGACUGGUUUCCUGCUUGGCUGUAGUGGGGAGUUGUAGGGAGGAACUGGUUCCUUGCUUGGCUGUAGUUGGGAGAUAUAGGGAGGAACUGGUCCUCUGUAUGGCUGUAGUGGGGAGAUGUAGGGAGGAAAUGGUUCCCUACUUGGUUGUAGAGGGGAGAUGUAGGGAGGAACUGGUUCCCUACUUGGUUGUAGAGGGGAGAUGUAGGGAGUAAAUGGUUCCCUACUUGGUUGUAGAGGGGAGAUGUAGGGAGGAACUGGUCCUCUGUAUGGCUGUAGUUGGGAGAUAUAGGGAGGAACUGGUCCUCUGUAUGGCUGUAGUGGGGAGAUGUAGGGAGGAACUGGUCCUCUGUAUGGCUGUAGUUGGGAGAUAUAGGGAGGAAAUGGUUCCCUACUUGGUUGUAGAGGGGAGAUGUAGGGAGGAACUGGUUCCCUACUUGGUUGUAGAGGGGAGAUGUUGGGAGCAACGGGUUCCUUGCUUGGCUGUAGUAGGGAGGAACUGGUUCCCUGUUUGGCUGUAGUAGGGAGGAACUGUUUCCCUGCUUGGCUGUAGUAGGGAGAUGUAGGGAGGGACUGGUUCCCUGCUUGGCUGUAGUGGUGAGAUGUAGGGAGGAAGUGGUUCCCUGUUUGGCUGUAGUGGGGAGAUGUAGGGAGGAAGUGGUUCCCUGUUUGGCUGUAGUGGGGAGAUGUAGGGAGGGACUGGUUCCCUGCUUGGCUGUAGUAGGGAGGAACGGGUUCCCUGCUUGGCUGUAGUAGGGAGGAACGGGUUCCCUGCUUGGCUGUAGGGAGUAACCGGUUCCCCUGCUGGUCUGCAGUGCGGAGAUGUAGGGACAAACUGGUUCCCUGCUUGGCUGUAGUGGGGAGAUGUAGGGAGGAACUGGUUCCCGGCUUGGCUGUAGUGGGGAGAUGUAGGGAGGAACUGGUUCCCGGCUUGGCUGUAGUUGGGAGAUAUAGGGGGGAACUGGUCCUCUGUAUGCUGUAGUAGGGAGGGACUGGUUCCCUGCUUGGCUGUAGUGGGGAGAUGUAGGGAGGGACUGGUUUCCUGCUUGGCUGUAGUGGGGAGUUGUAGGGAGGAACUGGUUCCUUGCUUGGCUGUAGUUGGGAGAUAUAGGGAGGAACUGGUCCUCUGUAUGGCUGUAGUGGGGAGAUGUAGGGAGGAAAUGGUUCCCUACUUGGUUGUAGAGGGGAGAUGUAGGGAGGAACUGGUUCCCUACUUGGUUGUAGAGGGGAGAUGUAGGGAGUAAAUGGUUCCCUACUUGGUUGUAGAGGGGAGAUGUAGGGAGGAACUGGUCCUCUGUAUGGCUGUAGUUGGGAGAUAUAGGGAGGAACUGGUCCUCUGUAUGGCUGUAGUGGGGAGAUGUAGGGAGGAACUGGUCCUCUGUAUGGCUGUAGUUGGGAGAUAUAGGGAGGAAAUGGUUCCCUACUUGGUUGUAGAGGGGAGAUGUAGGGAGGAACUGGUUCCCUACUUGGUUGUAGAGGGGAGAUGUUGGGAGCAACGGGUUCCUUGCUUGGCUGUAGUAGGGAGGAACUGGUUCCCUGUUUGGCUGUAGUAGGGAGGAACUGUUUCCCUGCUUGGCUGUAGUAGGGAGAUGUAGGGAGGGACUGGUUCCCUGCUUGGCUGUAGUGGUGAGAUGUAGGGAGGAAGUGGUUCCCUGUUUGGCUGUAGUGGGGAGAUGUAGGGAGGAAGUGGUUCCCUGUUUGGCUGUAGUGGGGAGAUGUAGGGAGGAAGUGGUUCCCUGUUUGGCUGUAGUGGGGAGAUGUAGGGAGGAACUGGUUCCUUGCUUGGCUGUAGUUGGGAGAUAUAGGGAGGAACUGGUCCUCUGUAUGGCUGUAGUGGGGAGAUGUAGGGGGGAACUGGUUCCCUACUUGGUUGUAGAGGGGAGAUGUAGGGAGGAACGGAUUCCUUGCUUGGCUGUAGUAGGGAGGAACUGGUUCCCUGUUUGGCUGUAGUAGGGAGGAACUGGUUCCCUGCUUGGCUGUAGUAGGGAGGAACUGGUCCUCUGUAUGGCUGUAGUGGGUAGAUGUAGGGAGGGACUGGUUCCCUGCUUGGUUGUAGUGGGGAGAUGUAGGGAGGAACUGGUUCCCUACUUGGUUGUAGAGGGGAGAUGUAGGGAGGAACGGGUUCCCUGCUUGGCUAUAGUAGGGAGGAACGGGUUCCCUGCUUGGCUGUAGUAGGGAGGAACGGGUUCCCUGCUUGGCUGUAGUAGGGAGGAACGGGUUCCCUGCUUGGCUGUAGUAGGGAGGAACGGGUUCCCUGCUUGGCUGUAGUAGGGAGGAACGGGUUCCCUGCUUGGCUGUAGUAGGGAGGAACGGGUUCCCUGCUUGGCUGUAGUAGGGAGGAACGGGUUCCCUGCUUGGCUGUAGUAGGGAGGAACGGGUUCCCUGCUUGGCUGUAGUAGGGAGGAACGGGUUCCCUGCUUGGCUGUAGUAGGGAGGAACUGGUUCCCUGCUUGGCUGUAGUAGGGAGGAACUGGUUCCCUGUUUGGCUGUAGUGGGGAGAUGUAGGGAGGAACUGGUUCCCGGCUUGGCUGUAGUGGGGAGAUGUAGGGAGGACGUGGUUCCCUGUUUGGCUGUAGUGGGGAGAUGUAAGGGAGGAAGUGGUUCCCUGUUUGGCUGUAGUGGGGAGAUGUAAGGGAGGAAGUGGUUCUCUGUUUGGCUCUAGUGGGGAGAUGUAGGGAGGAACUGGUUCCCCGUUUGGCUGUAGUGGGGAGAUGUAAGGGAGGAACUGGUUCCCCGUUUGGCUGUAGUGGGGAGAUAUAGGGAGGAACUGGUUCCCUGUUUGGCUGUAGUGGGGAGAUGUAAGGGAGGAAGUGGUUCCCUGUUUGGCUGUAGUGGGGAGAUAUAGGGAGGAACUGGUUCCCUGUUUGGCUGUAGUGGGGAGAUGUAGGGAGGAAGUGGUUCCCUGUUUGGCUGUAGUGGGGAGAUAUAGGGAGGAACUGGUUCCCUGUUUGGCUGUAGUGGGGAGAUGUAGGGAGGAAGUGGUUCCCUGUUUGGCUGUAGUGGGGAGAUGUAGGGAGGAACUGGUUCCCUGUUUGGCUGUAGUGGGGAGAUGUAGGGAGGAAGUGGUUCCCUGUUUGGCUGUAGUGGGGAGAUGUAGGGAGGAAGUGGUUCCCCGUUUGGCUGUAGUGGGGAAAUGUAGGGAGGAGCGGGUUCCCUGUAUGCUGAAAAUCUAUCCCGGUUACUGAUAUUACCAACGAAGGAUACUGAUGCCUUUAUAAGGGACAUUGGGUUACUUGUAUAUUAUAUAUAUAUAUUUGCUAUACCAUUGUUUGAACUUCCAUCUUUUGCUGUCUAAUUUUAUUUUGUAUUUUUUCCCCUCCUGGAGUUUGGUUGUGUAUAAUGGGCGAGACUUCUACUGUUCUGUUUUUAUCCAAUCUACAAACUGUAUAUAAAUGUUUGGUUACCUGUGUAGUACUCCACUUUCACCAACCAUCUAUUAUUGUCUCGAUUUUUCUUUGUGCUCUUUAUUAUAGAUAAACAUUCACCAAAAUGAGGGGAAGCGACAAACGGGCCCCUAUAACAGCACAGCACAGUACUGUAUGCCGUGGUAUAGUGAUGACAGAUUCAUUCUGUACUUGCAUUUCAGUGACUUUUUAAUAUUUUUUAAUUUAAUGUUCCUAAAUAAAAUGUGUUGUGUACAAUACGCCGGGCUGAUAACACGCGGGGGCAGGUGUACGCCGGGCUGAUAACACGCGGGGGCAGGCGUACGCCGGGCUGAUAACACGCGGGGGCAGGCAGACGCCCCGUCACUUUGGUGAUUGUUUACCAUGAUAAAGUUACUGUAUACUGUAUACUGCUUCCAGAACCUACCUGUACAUGAGGAAACUCAGCAGUACUCUGAAGAGUGUCUUUUUAGCGUGGCUUAGUAUGGCUUUUAUUUUAAUAUUGUACAUACAUUGUACUUUGUUUUAUGGUAAUAAUAAAAACUUAGACUUCA